AUGGACCGUGGCAUGGUGCAGCGGUGGCUGCGGCAGGUCCUGGAGCCGGUAGCCUACGACGACGGGCGCGCCGCGCUCCUCUUGCUGCUCGAUGGGACGCUUCCGGCAGAGUACGGGGGGGUGGUGUACUACAUACCCGUGCAUAUAUGGAUCCCGCGGGCGUAUCCGCGCGAAGCACCGACCGUGUACGUGAUGCCGACCAAAGACAUGCUGGUGCGGCGCAGUGCGUACGUCGAUCCCAGCGGCCGCGUCUAUGCGGAAUACAUGCAACAAUGGGAACGCAAACCAGAAGGGGCCGAUAUCCUGGACCUCUUGCGUGCGUGCCAGGGGCAUUUUGGGCAGGAGCCGCCAGUGGUGGCCAAGCCCACGGCGGCGGGGCCGUCGCAGGUCGCCGCCCAGCCGCCGCCGGCUACCGCGGGCAGCGCCGGAAGCCCCCGGCCUGCCGCGCAGCCCGCACGCCCCCCCAACCCCGAGCUCGCGGCACUGCACGAUGCAGUCUACACCAAAUUCCGUACCCGCCGCGACGAGCUGCGCCAUUCCGUGUCGCAGGCGAAUGCGCAGCUGCGUGUGCUCCUAGACGAUCUCGAGCGUGGCCAGCCCGCCAUCCAAGACGAGAUGCAGCGCCUCGAGGCGGUGCAGGCCGUGUGUAAUACACGUACGCACCAGCUGAACGAUACCAUGCAGGCCGCGCAGAGCCGCGCGCACGAGCUGCAGCUGCGCCCCGAGCCGAAUGUCGACGAGAUGUUUGCGGCGACGAACCUCGUCGAGAACCAGCUUGUGCAGCUCGUCGCCGAGGAUCACGCGAUCGAGGACACGUUGUACCAGCUGGGCCGUGCACUCCAUGCCGAGCAGCUCUCGCUCGACCGGUUUAUCAAGCAAACGCGCAUGCUUUCGCGCGAACAGUUUCUGCGGCGUGCACUCGCCAAAAAGAUUGUGCACAGCCUUGGCUGGACAUAG
Malassezia japonica is the source of this 957-nucleotide messenger RNA. RefSeq names its product suppressor protein stp22 of temperature-sensitive alpha-factor receptor and arginine permease (gene STP22). Gene Ontology annotation, cellular component: ESCRT I complex. Gene Ontology annotation, molecular function: ubiquitin binding. Gene Ontology annotation, biological process: protein transport; protein modification process; endosome to lysosome transport. Lineage: Eukaryota; Fungi; Basidiomycota; Malasseziomycetes; Malasseziales; Malasseziaceae. The transcript has 4 exons. Bases 1 to 957 code for a protein of 318 amino acids. The record is from RefSeq and is a predicted model, not a curated record.